This is a messenger RNA of Haliotis rubra (blacklip abalone), 1909 nucleotides long. RefSeq names its product protein phosphatase 1J-like. Gene Ontology annotation, molecular function: protein serine/threonine phosphatase activity; cation binding. NCBI's taxonomy places the organism in Eukaryota, Metazoa, Mollusca, Gastropoda, Lepetellida, Haliotidae. Bases 283 to 1662 code for a protein of 459 amino acids. The transcript has 11 exons. The record is from RefSeq and is a predicted model, not a curated record. Gene Ontology annotation, biological process: protein dephosphorylation.
CUCGUGGGCGCGUGAGACGGGGCAGGUGAACUGUGUACAUAUCUAUGUAGAACGCACCUAUCACUGUCGUGGCACGGGUCACAGGAUAUCUCAGCCACAGUCAAUGCUUUGCUGCGGAUUUCUCCUCUGGGACGCCCCACACAAGCUCGUCAUGCUUCGUCCGCAAUCGGUACAGUGAAGUGGUGGCGAAACUCUCAUGACGUAGGCCUCUCGGUGUUAGCUUCCCUGUAAACACAGCUGUCAGUUUCCUACGAUGCUCACGUAGAAGACACAACGUCGACGAUGUUGUCGCGACUCAGGACGACGUUUAAAAGCCGUAAAGGCAGUACCAUUGUUAAACCGGAUUAUGACAAGUUGGAUACGGCUAAUCUGCCGGAUAAGUUUGUGUAUUCAAGGCCAAGGUUUUUAAACAUUGAUGAUUCCCUGGGAUCGGAUCACUCUGUCAGGGCGAUCCUCACCCCCCUCGACUUGACAGCCCUACCCUGGAGCAGUGGAUAUGCUGAGUGCGUGAAUGGCGGCAAGUCGCGGUAUAACGAGGACCAGGCGGCUGCAAGUCAGUUCUACUUAUCGUGCGGGCACCACACUUCAAACGGUUCCGUAACAAACAACAAUAGGCCUAAAUCCCCAAACUCGCAGUAUACCCAGGUGAAGGUCACCUACAUGGGGAUAUUUGACGGCCAUGCUGGAACCGGGGCAGCACUCAUGGCGUCGCAUCUACUGGAGACACACCUACAGGAGAAGCUGACUGAGGUAAAAGAAAAUAUUCUGGAACUUGGAGAGAGUGAGAUAGUGACACCAUUGCACCCAGCCAUCACUGCUGACCGCCUCAUCAUCGGCGCUCUGGAGGCAGCGUUCUGCUCCCUGGAUGAACAGAUGGCAAGGGAGAGAACUACGUACGUCAUUCGCGGUGGCUGCACAGCUCUUGUGGCCAUGUUUCUACUUAAUACAUUAUACGUGGCGAAUGCAGGAGAUUGCAGUGCCAUCCUGAGCAUCAAUGAUGAGAUCAUACCCAUGUCAAGAGAGCUGUGCCCAGCAGGGGAGAUGCUACGGCUUCAAACAAUGGCAUUUGCAAACCCCAGUCUUUUGCGAAACGAGUUCAGUAACAGAGCCUUCUGUCGGCGGGUAUGGAACGAGGAUCUAGGGAAGAAGGUUCUUUGUAAGGAGCCAAUGUCCGACGGCUGGGUAUACCGGGAAGUGACGUCAGAAGACAUCCGGUCGCCCCUUAUUCGAGGCGAAGGAAAGAAGUCACGUCUGAUGGACACAAUCGGCGUCUCACGCUGCCUGGGUGACCAUGACCUUCUUGUGUUUGGCACGGACAUCAGGAUCAAGCCAUUCCUCAUCCCAAACCCAGAGGUGAAGAGUUUCAACUUCAAUAAGAAGUCUCUGACGGAGGACGAUGUCUUGAUCAUGGGAAGCGAUGGAUUGUGGGAUGUAAUGUCUAACCAAGACGCCGCCAGCAUCGUCAAGGCAGUACUACAACAACACACAGCACAAGACCCACUCAGGUACACUAUAGCAGCUAAGGCCCUGGUAGCCCACUCUCGGGGGACGGUCUCUGAAAAAGGCUGGAGGAUGGACAACGACGACGACGCCUCCUUCGACGACAUCACCGCCUUCGUCAUACCCUUACACAUGGUGAAGAAGGUUGGAACCCGUCUCUGAUGGAGGGGCUGGACCAUAGAGACGUUUACGACGACGUUGUGCUUGAGUCUGUUCUUCACGAAGGCGUGGACGAUUGGAAGUGCCUCCAAACAGCAAUGAAAUCCAGAGUUCCGUGGAAUGGUGAUGGGUAGUGGGGACCAGCAUGGGAUUUCUUCACGUCUCACAUUAAUUCUUCAUGUUAAUUCCCAUGGCGUUUGCCGUCUUGCAACAUGAAUCUUCAACAAUGCAAAAUAACAGCAUAGGCGGA